UAUAAAUAGAGGCAAGAUGUUCAUUAGUUUCCUCAUCCUUCUUACAAUUAUCUCAAAAUCAAGUAGUGAUUAUAUCUUAAUUAUAAUAUAGUUUCAAACAAGAAAAAAAAUGGGAUCAAAGGCAUUUAUGCUUAUUGUUUUGGCUAUUUUUCUUGUGAUAACCUCAGAGGUUGCAGCUAGGGAGUUGGCGCAAAGAUCCACCACUUCUUUGGACAACGGACAUGCAAAUGAUGCCAAAUUACUAGGAAUAGGAUUUCAAGGAUAUUUAGGAGGACUAGGAUUUCCUAGACCAGAAAUUGGAGGACUUCCAAGACCGGGAAUUGGUGGACUUCCAGAAACUGGAGGAUUUCUAAGACCAGGAAUCGGAGGAUUUCCAGGAAUAGGAGUAGGCGGAUUUCCAUGGGGAGGAUUUGGUGGUGGUGGUCGUCGUGAAUAUUAUGGAGAUUAUCCAAGAGGUGGUGGAUUUUAUCCUGGUGGUGGUUAUGGCGGAGGAUAUCCUAGAGGUGGUUGGUAUGGAGGAUUGCCUCGCAACUAAUUUGUGUUUAAUUAAUAGGUAAUAUAGUUUUUUGCUGGAAGUAUGAAUAAAUAGAUGUAUCAUAAAUCUCCAUUCACUUACUAUGGAUGGAUGCUCAUGAUCAUGUCAUGUUUCUUCAAAUAAUAAUAAUAGGAUUAUCAAAGAACUUAA
This is a messenger RNA of Solanum dulcamara, 685 nucleotides long. RefSeq names its product dormancy-associated protein 2-like. The transcript has 2 exons. NCBI's taxonomy places the organism in Eukaryota, Viridiplantae, Streptophyta, Magnoliopsida, Solanales, Solanaceae. The coding region runs from base 110 to 535 and encodes 141 amino acids. The record is from RefSeq and is a predicted model, not a curated record.